Molecule: messenger RNA, 1791 nt
Organism: Cooperia oncophora
Lineage: Eukaryota; Metazoa; Nematoda; Chromadorea; Rhabditida; Trichostrongylidae
Source: the annotation of a GenBank genome assembly
AUGCGGCUUGCAAGAUCCUCGCACCAAUUUUUUUUUGCAGUGAAGUCUUUCCAACCUCCUGAAUAUGGAGAGAACGGAAUCGGAGUAGCCUUGCCUGCUGAAAUGGCUGGAGAGAAAGAUAAAAGAUUCUUGGAGAAUCAGUUCAAUGUUAUAGCUAGUGAAAUGAUUUCUAUUAACAGAUCCUUACCGGACUAUCGUUCUAGCGAGUGCCAAGGCAAAAGUUUUUCACCAGAUCUCCCGAAAACCUCUAUUAUUAUUGUUUUCCAUAAUGAAGCUUGGACAACUCUUCUUCGUACUUUGCAUUCCGUUAUUAAUAGGUCACCAUUGUCGUUGAUAGAAGAGAUUAUUCUGAUCGAUGACUUAUCUGAUAGGGAUUACCUCAAAGCGCCUCUUGAUGCGUACAUAAAACGCUUCCCUGUUCCUAUGCGGAUUGUUCACUUGAAGCGUCGGAGUGGUCUGAUACGUGCACGACUGACUGGCUCUGGAAUGGCCAAGGGACGUGUACUCUUAUUUCUCGAUGCACAUGUAGAGGUCACCGAAGGUUGGUUGGAACCACUUGUAGAUAGAGUGGCCAAAGACAGGAAACGCGUAGUAGCUCCCAUCAUCGACGUGAUUUCUGAUGACACCUUUGAAUAUGUGACCGCUUCUGAUACAACUUGGGGAGGUUUCAACUGGCACUUAAAUUUCCGGUGGUAUCCAGUUCCAAAGAGGGAGAUGCAACGAAGGAAAGGCGAUCGUUCUUCGCCUAUUCAAACGCCAACUAUAGCUGGAGGUCUAUUCGCUAUUGACAGGCAAUUCUUCUACGAUAUCGGCUCUUAUGAUGAAGGCAUGCAAGUAUGGGGAGGAGAAAACCUGGAAAUAUCUUUCAGAGUCACCGAAGGUUGGUUGGAACCACUUGUAGAUAGAGUGGCCAAAGACAGGAAACGCGUAGUAGCUCCCAUCAUCGACGUGAUUUCUGAUGACACCUUUGAAUAUGUGACCGCUUCUGAUACAACUUGGGGAGGUUUCAACUGGCACUUAAAUUUCCGGUGGUAUCCAGUUCCAAAGAGGGAGAUGCAACGAAGGAAAGGCGAUCGUUCUUCGCCUAUUCAAACGCCAACUAUAGCUGGAGGUCUAUUCGCUAUAGACAGGCAAUUCUUCUACGAUAUCGGCUCUUAUGAUGAAGGCAUGCAAGUAUGGGGAGGAGAAAACCUGGAAAUAUCUUUCAGAGUUAUUCACCAUAACGCAGCGCGAACGGCUGAGGUAUGGAUGGACCAAUACAAGCAGUUCUUCUACAAAAUGGUUCCAUCUGCACGCAAUGUUGACCCUGGUGAUGUUUCUGGCAGAAGGCAGCUGCGUAAUAAUUUGCAAUGCAAGAACUUUGAAUGGUAUCUAAGAAACAUAUACCCUGAGGCUCCGCUACCGUAUGAUUAUAAAUCCUUAGGCGCUAUAGCCAACCAGGAGACGAGGCUAUGUCUUGAUACGAUGGCAAAGAAAGAUGGUCCCGUUGGGUUGCAGACAUGUCAUGGAUCAGGAGGCAAUCAGGCAUGGUCAUUGACGGAGCGGGGAGAAGUCCGUUCUGAUGAUCUGUGUCUUUCCUCUAGUGGGCUCGAUAAUCUCGUUCGAUUAGAGCGGUGUAACGUCGCAUCUCCGAGUCCUAAACACCUCUUCAAGUAUGACAACGAGAACAAGCAUCUCAUCCACAUGAAAACCCGGUACUGCGUGACAGCUUCAGAUGGUAAAGAGGUGGUAGUUAGGCCAUGCAAUUUCUCUCCGGACCAGAAUUGGGCCGUAGAAGGCUAUGUGCAGUAA